UUCCGCCCUAUUGCUUUCAAUUAACUGUUGAGGCAGCGCGCGCAACAGGUCACUUCCGGGAGGGGAAAGCCGCACUUACCUAGCGGCAACAUGGAUGCUGCCAGCGAAAGCGAAGAGCCGGUUUCUGGGGAAGCGUUGUCCAUCGCCCAUGCUCUUUCUUACCCUCCCGAGUCAUAUGGCAACGACCCUGAUAUUGAAAUGGCUUGGGCCAUUCAAACAAUGCAGCAUGCUGAAGUCUAUUAUAAACUGAUUUCAUCAGUUGACCCACAGUUUCUGAAACUCACCAAGGUGGAUGACCAAAUCUACUCUGAGUUCCGGGAAAAUUUUGAGACACUCAGGGUAGAUGUAUUGGACCCAGAAGAACUCAAAUCAGAAUCAGCUAAAGAGAAGUGGAGGCCAUUCUGUUUAAAAUUCGAAGGGAUCGUAGAAGAUUACAACUAUGGUACUUUGCUGCGACUGGAUUGUUCUCAGGGCUACACUGAAGAGAACACUAUCUUUGGUGAGAAUAUCUCAAUAAACGGUGACAGAAAUUUGAUAAGUAAAUGGCAGUCAUUGAAACUGGAUGAAAAUAUGUGAUGGGAUGAAAUACUUAGGUCUCAGAUAACCACACAAAAUGCAAAGACUAAAAGGUAACUCCACCAGAAAUUCCAGUCAUUAAAUGCCAAAAGGGAGAAAAGUGGGAAAUAGCAAGGAGUUUUUAAGGCAGUUGCUUAAACUGAAGAUCCAAUAGUGUUUGUACUUCCUCCCUUCUUGACAGUAGUAUUAUUGACAUUCAGGAUUUAACUGAAAUUAUCUUCUAAUGAGUUCAGAUUAAAUGACUACUUUUCCAGGUACAGCCCAUCAUUCCUAGCAAAAUCUAAGCUCUCUAGAAGAGUACAUGGAAUUGUCAUUUCAUUUUUAUCUCUUACAAUUUAUUCCUAAACUCUGUACAACCAGGGUUUUCUUCCACCACUCUACUUUGGUUGCUCACAAUGUAGGUAAUAACAUACGAAUUGAUAAAUCCACUGAUCACUUAUCAAGCACCAAUCUUUUAGUGACUUUUGACAUAAUUAUUUUUUUACCUCUCUAAACAUAUUACACACAUUGAAAUAAUAGUU
This is a messenger RNA of Rattus rattus (black rat), 1097 nucleotides long. RefSeq names its product polysaccharide biosynthesis domain containing 1 (gene Pbdc1). Gene Ontology annotation, cellular component: cytoplasm. Lineage: Eukaryota; Metazoa; Chordata; Mammalia; Rodentia; Muridae. The record is from RefSeq and is a predicted model, not a curated record. The transcript has 6 exons. The coding region runs from base 91 to 576 and encodes 161 amino acids.